AGUAGAGUUUGCAACAACUGAAGUCGCAUAUUUUAUGAGAAGAACUUCCACAGCAUGUCAAAAUACGCCUCACCGGAUCUUAUAGCUAAGGCUAUUGGAGUGAAUGCGCACAGUGUAAUUAACAAUAUUAAAGACACAAAAGACGAUAAGCUCGGCGAUUCAACAAAAAUAAAUGAUAGGCAAAACACUGGAGAGAUAACAGAGCUGGAUGAAAUACCAGAAUUACGACAUUGGAGAGAUCUAGGAUCAUACUUAGAUACUCUAAAGAAUGUGCCAGAGAAAAAUACGACUGACUCUGGCGUUUUCGAAAGUAGUUCAAGGCCAUUAACUCAGCCGAUAAAUUACAGAAUUUGCAACUCUUGUGGGACCGCAAUUUUAGAGAAAAACAUGGCAGAUCAUAUAAGUCAUUGCAGUACUGACAAGAUAAAAAAGGAGCCUACCAAUGAAAAGACUGAAGUCGCUGAAACUAUUAUAACAGCUGAUAACGCUGAUUCCAGCACAAGCAAAAAAGAAGUGGCGGUAAAAGAAAACAGCAGUCCAAAGAAGAUUAGCAAGCCAACCAAGAAAAUAGUGAAGAAAAGAAAGAAUGAACCAGUUGAAGAUAAUACUGAAGUAAGUAACAAAGAAAAUACCGCUGAAGAGCCCGCUCAAAAGAAACUCAAAACGGAACGGAAAAAGAAAGAACCCAAACCUAAGGCUAACAAAAACAAAGGACCUGUUGAUGUUGAACGUCAAUGCGGUGUUCCAUUGCCAAAUGGUGGAUUUUGUGCACGUUCGCUCACAUGUAAGACACAUUCUAUGGGAGCCAAGCGUUCCGUGUUAGGCCGUUCUGCACCUUAUGAUCAACUUCUCGCAGCCUACCAAAGAAAAAACCAAGCAAAGAUUGGAGCAGCAGCUGCAGCUGCUCAACAAGCUAAAGAUGAUUUGAUGCAUGGUGCUGGUGUUGCGUUAGAUGAUGAAGAGGAAACUCAACAGGUUUUAUCUGGCGUUUGUAGAAGCUCAGCCAUGCCGUUGGAGAGGAAUGUAUGUAUACCGGUUCGAAUGAGAACAGGAUACCUGAGAAUGAGGGAAAUGUUUGCUUCAAGCUUACUGCCAAGGUUACAGAAUAACCCUUUAGGUAAGAUGUAUGCACGUGCUGCAGUGAUGAAUGUUGAAAAUAUUGGGGAGAACUCCUUUUUCCCUGUAAGAUCCCAGCAUCAAAAAAAUAAUCAGCAACGUCAGAACUUGAAACACAAUCAAAAUGCUGUACACUUACAAGUUCAAAAGCAAACGCAGCUUCACGCAAAAGUACAGGCACAAGCCCAAGCCCAAGCCCAGGCCCAAGCUCAUGCACAGACACAAGCUGCAUCUAUGGUAUCUCAGCAACAAUCAUCCGGCAAAAAGCCUGUCUCGAAUGAUACGGGAAUGGCUGGAAACUACAACGUCUCAACUAGAGGAAUGAACAUAUCUACACUGACUCCUCAGCAGCAACAGCAGAUGCUUAUGCUAGGGCAGGUACAAAUGAUGAAAUCGUUACCAAAAUAAUUUGCGAUCGCUUCUAAAAACUUCUAUAGGUCAUUUUUAUACUUGUAUUAUAUACAUGCUUUAGGGAAUUGAAAUGGUCGUUUUGUGGGUUUUUCAGUUCCACAAUCACUUUUGCUCAGAGGAGCUUCCCUCCGUCGAUGUUUUCUUCUCUAAUGGAGCGACUUUAUCGCUCAAGCGUACCUUUAUGAAUGACGAUUCCUUCCAGUUCCCGUUUUCGUCAAAAUUUUCAGGGUUAGGCGGUGAGUAUUUUAUUAUUUGGUAGUCCUUCACCAAAUACAAACCAAUCAAAAACCCACCAAUGAGGCCAAAACUCAUGACGUUGAAACGUCCACCAACUGUCUUCUGUGACAUGCUACCGGUAGUGAAUGCGUGCUACACGUUCAAUAGUCUGAAUUGUAGAGUCAAAAGUGUGAAGCUGAAAGUGGUGAAUUCAUGUUAAACUUUAUCGCACAAUUAAGUCUCGGC
This is a messenger RNA of Pichia membranifaciens NRRL Y-2026, 1989 nucleotides long. RefSeq lists its product as hypothetical. Gene Ontology annotation, biological process: regulatory ncRNA-mediated heterochromatin formation; RITS complex assembly; regulation of transcription by RNA polymerase II. The coding region runs from base 55 to 1524 and encodes 489 amino acids. The record is from RefSeq and is a predicted model, not a curated record. Gene Ontology annotation, cellular component: SAGA complex. The transcript has a single exon. NCBI's taxonomy places the organism in Eukaryota, Fungi, Ascomycota, Pichiomycetes, Pichiales, Pichiaceae.